CAUGUUUGUUUAUCUGAUCGCGACAAUUGCCGUCUGGCCACCAUUGUAAGCAGCAAGCUACUUCUACACGCUUGCCAAAGCUUUAUUUUCUCAUGCCUAGUAGAAGACGGCGAAGCAACAACCUAUUUUUUGAAGCCUACUGCGUCUUUCUUCGCUACCCCAGAACAAUCGCUGUAAUUUUUUCCUUGCUUAAUCCGAGCACUUCAUUCCAGCUACGCUCAGAUCAAAGGAUCAGGCUUCCUGCCAUGGGUCUCGCGGCGUCGACCCCGAAACAAGAGAAGAGAAGUGAACCAGAACAAGCUCCAGAAACGAAACAGAUCAAACGAAGACAUAAGACCGAGGAAUGGAAAAUAGCCGUUGAUACGUUUGCAAAGCAAGUUCUGGAUCCCUCCUAUCUUCACCUCCCAGUUCGAGCGAGUACUAUGGAGGCAGCGUCCUUUUAUCCGUCGGAAAACAACGAGCAAGCAUGCUUGAUGCCCGGGACGCACAAGCAUCUCGGUGGUGCGUACGAUGCUACGGAUGGUUGCAUUUACGGCAUUCCAGCGAGUGCAAAAGCCGUCAUGUGCUUGUACCCCGAUGGUGAUAAAUACAAGAUGACCACAAUUCCAUUACCGGAGGAUGCAGCAAAAACAACUUACAAAUGGUUGCGUGGAAUUUUCGCAGAUGGCUAUCUCUGGGCGAUUCCGGCAUGGGCGGACUCUGUACUCUGCGUUGACGUGGAUGCUUUCUGGGGACGACGUCCAGCUUCUGGCGAGGUUGUCCAAUUGAUUCCUCUUCCAGAUGAACACCCUAAGGAUAUGCGGUGGCAGUGGCACGGUGCUGGGAUGAAUAGAGAAAAGACGGCAAUCUACUGUAUUCCAUCCAAUGCCCAAAGAGUGCUCCGGGUCGACUUACGAAUGAAGACUACUUCGCUGAUACCAAUCGAGUACAAUCCUGACAAAUACCCGAACUUUCGAAUUGAAUUGGCAAACAAGUGGUACGGUGGUAUUCUUGGGGAAGAUAAUGCUGUUUAUGGAGUAUGCUAUCGCAGUUGCGCCGUUUUACGAAUCGACUGCGAAUCUGAUACCGCAUCACUUGUUGGCCCCGAUUACGGAUGUGCAGGAUACAACUGGCAUGGUGGAGUCAAGACAAAUGGAAAGAUAUACGCGCAUCCCUCACACGCACCCGAUUCAGUGUUGGUUAUCAACACCAAUCCCGACGAUCACAAAGAGGACCCAUGCUCGGAACUGCCAAUCAAACGCGCCGAAUACGACAAAGACAUCAGAAUAAAUUACAAAUGGCUCGGUGGGGCCAUAGGGGCAGAUGGCAAUAUUUACUGUCCUGCAUGCGAUACGUCCUCCGUACUCAAGAUUGAUACACAGACUGAAGAGUGCACAACUUUUGGGUUUGUGGGAACUUUGAAGAAUAAGUGGCAAGGUGGUAUUUUGGGUCGGGACGAUUGCAUAUACUGCAUACCUGCGUCCGGACACCAUGUUUUGCGUAUCUUUACUAGUCCAGACAUAGUUGGAGAGAAUCCGAUACAAUUAAUCGGGCAGAUGCCGGUGCACAAGGACAAAUGGCAAGGAGGCCACGUCGGAAAGGAUGGGGCUUUGUACUUCAUUCCUGAGAAUGGAUACCGUGUUUUGAAAGUUACGCCACCAAACGCGCCACCAAGUCUUGUCAAUGGAAAGCUGCCGGAAGGCGAUGUGAAAAUAGAAAUGAUGUAGGUGGUAGCGACUUCACUGCCAAUUUCUGGUGUAGAAUGCAAUCCACACCACUUGUUCCUCUGAUUAUAACACAAUAACAAAAGCAUGUGCUCCCAGCCACAACUACGGCCGAAAGCAAUACUUUCCCAUUUAAAGGAAUAAUAACAUCCAAGACAACUG
Messenger RNA from Phaeodactylum tricornutum CCAP 1055/1, 1865 nucleotides. RefSeq lists its product with no specific name. Lineage: Eukaryota; Bacillariophyta; Bacillariophyceae; Surirellales; Neidiaceae. The record is from RefSeq and is a predicted model, not a curated record. The coding region runs from base 93 to 1706 and encodes 537 amino acids. The transcript has a single exon.